Laccaria bicolor S238N-H82 is the source of this 345-nucleotide messenger RNA. RefSeq lists its product as uncharacterized. Lineage: Eukaryota; Fungi; Basidiomycota; Agaricomycetes; Agaricales; Hydnangiaceae. Bases 1 to 345 code for a protein of 114 amino acids. The record is from RefSeq and is a predicted model, not a curated record. The transcript has 2 exons.
AUGACAGGAUGUCGGCGAAUUCCGCGAGUGGGAAUUUUGCCCAAACCCAACAACACUCGACAACACCACCAUCACCACCCUCUUGCUCACCCACCACGAACACGUCACCUCGUCACCACCAUCGCCUCGUCAAUAGCGACCACCACGACCACAACGGAUGACGACAACACGCGACCACAACAACAACAAUGGGCCAUGACAGAUGACAACAACAAACAACCACGGCACACAAUGACGACCCCACCCACGGACACGACAACCACCCACGAACCACAAGCACCCACCGACACGACAAACAAGAAAGACGAGGGACAGCGACGACCCCCUCCCACCUGCCAACCGUAA